CUGACAACCGACAUUAACAACACAAGUCAAAAGUCAAAAAAGAAAAAAAACGAAAAACAGAGGGGAGAGUGCAUUAGUCAAACGUCACCGAUCUAGACAGCAGAAGAGAGGGGAGCUGGUUCAUGUAAAAAAAAAAAAAGAAAGAGACUUUCUCUCCCAAAUCUAUAACAAGAUAAAAGGGAAAAAGAAAGAAAGGGGGAGAGAACUCAGGAGUAUAGUUUUUAGAAUCGGCCUCCGGAACCUCAGAUCUGAGCAACCGUCCGGCGAUCGCCAUGUCAUCCGUCUUCUCCACCGUCCGAUCCUUCUCUUUUUUCGCCUUCGUUUUCCUCUUUCUCUCUUCCGCUUUGGCUUCGGAGUCGGAUCACAGGUAUCAACCAGAUGAUCCAAUUACUCUAUGGGUAAAUAAGGUUGGUCCAUACAACAAUCCCCAAGAAACAUAUAACUAUUACAGCCUUCCAUUUUGUCAUCCGGGUGUGAAUCCUGCUCACAAAUGGGGUGGUCUUGGUGAGGUCCUUGGUGGAAACGAACUGAUUGAUAGCAACCUUGAUAUAAAGUUCCAAAAGAAUGUGGACAAAGGUACCAUUUGUCAACUGGAACUUGAUGAACCAAAGGUCAGACAGUUCAAGGAUGCAAUUGAGAACAGUUAUUGGUUUGAAUUCUUCAUCGAUGAUCUGCCUUUAUGGGGCUUUGUUGGCGAGCUGCAUCCUGAUAAGAACAGUGAUAAUGGCAAGCAUGUCCUGUACACACAUAAGAAUAUCAUUAUUAAAUACAAUAAGGAUCAGAUUAUCCAUGUCAAUCUCACUCAGGAGAGUCCAAAACCAUUGGAGGCAGGGAGACUAUUGGACAUGACAUAUUCUAUCAAAUGGAUUCCAUCUAAUGUCUCUUUUGCUCGUCGCUUUGAUGUUUAUUUAGACUAUCCCUUCUUUGAGCAUCAAAUUCAUUGGUUCUCUGUUUUCAAUUCAUUCAUGAUGGUUAUCUUUCUCACUGGUUUGGUGUCUAUGAUCUUGAUGCGAACUCUGAGAAAUGACUAUGCAAAGUAUGCUCGGGAGGAUGAUGAUCUGGAAACUUUGGAAAGGGAUGUGAGUGAAGAGUGUGGUUGGAAACUUGUCCAUGGUGAUGUUUUCCGGCCUGCUCGCAAUUUGGUUCUGCUUUCUGCUGUUGUUGGUACAGGUGCUCAGCUAGCGUUGCUUGUUCUCCUUGUCAUCUUAUUGGCAAUUGUGGGAACGUUGUAUGUCGGGAGAGGAGCAAUUGUCACUACUUUUAUACUGUGUUAUGCUUUUACGUCAUUCAUUUCUGGUUAUGUGAGUGGUGGAAUUUACUCGCGAAAUGGGGGUAAAAGUUGGAUAAAGUCAAUGAUCCUAACGGCAUCUCUGUUCCCAUUUAUGUGCUUUGGAAUUGGAUUCGUCCUGAAUACAAUUGCUAUAUUUUAUGGAUCUCUAGCAGCUAUUCCUUUUGGUACAAUGGUGGUUGUUUUCGUAAUUUGGGCUUUCAUUUCAUUCCCUCUUGCUCUUCUUGGUACAGUUGUUGGAAGAAACUGGAGUGGUGCUCCAAAUAAUCCAUGUCGUGUGAAGACCAUUCCUCGCCCAAUUCCAGAGAAGAAAUGGUAUCUUACACCCUCUGUGGUCUCUAUGAUGGGUGGACUUCUGCCGUUUGGCAGCAUAUUCAUUGAAAUGUAUUUUGUCUUCACAUCCUUCUGGAAUUACAAGGUUUAUUAUGUCUAUGGUUUUAUGCUGCUGGUCUUCCUGAUUCUCAUCAUUGUGACUAUUUGUGUGACAAUUGUGGGGACAUAUUUCUUGCUAAAUGCUGAGAACUAUCACUGGCAGUGGACGUCAUUCUUCUCUGCUGCCUCAACGGCAGUCUAUGUGUAUUUGUACUCCAUAUACUACUACUAUGUGAAAACCAAGAUGUCAGGCUUCUUCCAGACCAGCUUCUACUUCGGAUACACUUUGAUGUUUUGUCUCGGUUUGGGAAUCCUCUGCGGAGCUGUUGGUUAUCUUGGUUCUAACUUGUUCGUAAGGAGGAUCUACAGAAACAUCAAGUGUGACUAGAACUUCGCUGUUGGAAAGUAGAACUAUAAGUGCUUCCACGGGCAAUAUUAGUUGCCAAGGUAAUAAACGUUGAGAGGAAGCUUCUGGUCAUUAACGGGUACCCAGCAAAGCCUACCAAUGAAAUCACAUGGUUUGAUGGUAGCGAUGUACUCUUGGUUCUGUGGAUUAGGGUAAGCCCUAAGAAUUUUGUUUUGCCUUUUUUUUUUUUUUUACCCGGCUGUAAUUGGAAGCCCUGAUUUAGAAUUCAGAUACUGUUAUUAUAAUUCAGAAGGUAGCUAAAAUAUUAGACUCAUGUCAUAUUGUUAAUACAUUUGUCCCUGUACCCUUUGCAUAUAGAUGUGUCCAGUGUAAGAAUUGAUGGCUAAAUUCACUUUGGAUUUGUUUUCC
Molecule: messenger RNA, 2435 nt
Organism: Durio zibethinus
Lineage: Eukaryota; Viridiplantae; Streptophyta; Magnoliopsida; Malvales; Malvaceae
Product: transmembrane 9 superfamily member 1-like
Biological process (GO): protein localization to membrane
Cellular component (GO): membrane; trans-Golgi network; endosome
Source: RefSeq, a predicted model, not a curated record